This is a messenger RNA of Pseudomyrmex gracilis, 1583 nucleotides long. It is a transcript of the gene Eaf, whose product is annotated as ell-associated factor Eaf. Gene Ontology annotation, biological process: positive regulation of DNA-templated transcription; regulation of transcription elongation by RNA polymerase II. The record is from RefSeq and is a predicted model, not a curated record. Gene Ontology annotation, molecular function: transcription elongation factor activity. The transcript has 6 exons. The coding region runs from base 313 to 1233 and encodes 306 amino acids. NCBI's taxonomy places the organism in Eukaryota, Metazoa, Arthropoda, Insecta, Hymenoptera, Formicidae. Gene Ontology annotation, cellular component: super elongation complex.
AGAUUUCCACGUGCCAUAUUGUUAAGUGAUAUCUGGUAAUAGAUCAGAUCGGAAGUAAAUUGACAAAGAGACGGAGAUCCGAACGGACGAAAUUAAUUUUUUGUUGGACCGUUCGACGUCAAGUGGCGAGAAUAGAUUUGAUCGUCGAAUUGGGUCAAUAGGUUUGUAUAUUUGUUCUUUUCUUCUUCAAUGGCUGCCCUAAUUCAAGAGGUGCGAGAAGUUCACGCUUAUAAUCAUUGAAGCGUUCGAGCGUUCAUCUUUUGGGAGACAGAUUUUUCUUGAAACAAGAAAAAAAGAAAAAGAAGCUACAAGAUGCAGGGUAUUGAUGUGACUGAACAACUUGGUUUGGAUCGUUUUUCUGAGGCUCGUGAACUCAAGUUUGGUCCCAGCCUUACAAGUAGCAGUUCAAAAUUUCAUACCGUAAAGUAUGAUUUCAAACCUGCAAGUGUUGACAGUUCUAAAGUUGGUAAAGUUGAUGUGGGAUCAGAUAACAGUGUAACUGUUACAGUUCCAAAUUUAGAUGGUGCUGAAACUUCCCAUUGUGUAUUUAAAGGCUCUCAAAGACCUUAUAACAAAGAAUAUGUUCUGAUCAUUGAUCAAGUUACUGGAGAAAUUACAUUGGAGAGGUUAAGUGCAAAUAUCCAAGUUAAGAAAACACGAGAAGAACCUAAACGAAAUGUUAAUGCUACUUCCAUGCCAGUUGAUAUUAAAAAGAGCCCACCACCAAGUAGGACAAAUGGAAGAACCAAAGUUAUCAGUGGGAAAAAGAGGGAACCCUCGGUUCAAUUACAUCCCAAACAAAAUAGUCCACAGCAGGCAUCACCACAUGACAAAAGAAACACAACUAAUGUGCCUAUUAACAGUUAUUCGCCUGCGCAACCAUCAAGUCAGCCUUCAACUCUGGCCAGUUUGCCAAUGAUUGGGUCUGAUAAUGAUGACUUUGCACUAUCAACUCCAAUAAUGCCCAUAUCUUCCUCCAACCAGUUUUCAAAUACUUCCAUGUUACUUACAGCGCCAAAUACUAACUCGUCAACCUUAGAAAGUGACUCUAGUUCAAGCGGUUCGACUUCCGAUAGUUCAAGCAGCGAUUCGGAAGCGGAUAAUGUUGCAGUGCCGACGAGUAACGUUUCAGGGCACCUGAAUGGUACAAGUGCAUCGUUCUCGUUAUCCAUGCCGAAUACUCUCUUAAACGACGAUCUGAAAUUAUCGGAAUCGGAAUCUGACAGUGACUAACGUUACAUAUAGUUCUGCUUCUGAGGAAUAAUAUAAAGGUAUUAGGGAUUUUGAUAUUAUCGAUUACUCAAGUCAAGUCUGAUAAUGCACAGGCUUUGUAAUUUCAAAUGUCGUUCAUUUGUCAGAACUUUUAUACAAUUGCUUUAGCAAUAAUUUUAUCAAUUAUAAAAAUUGUUUUCUUUUGUUUUUGGAAGAUAACUUUUUUUCCAAAAAAAAAAACUUACGUUUUUGUAAGAUUUCAACAUCAGACUUGAGGUUGUAUGUAGAGUGAGCGUUAGACGUUACGUUUGUAAAUCCAUAUCUUGUGUAUAUUUUUUAAAUUGCAUUGUAAAUAUAUAAAUAUCUUUCUA